ACAUGCCUGUUGUGUUCACCUGUAUAGAUCUAACAACUCUCUGGUAUUUUUUAGGUGCUUGAUAAAUAUUGUUAAAAUGAAUAAAUGAUUGAAAGAGUACAUCUGAAGGAAGAGAAGAAGGAACUUCUUUCUGAAGGGAGGCGGCUAACCCGGCAGAUUUCGUAUGGGUGCUGCUGUCAGGAGAAUGAAGCUCUGAUAUUGCUAUGUGGCAAGUAGACUCGUGCAUUCGCGAGGGAUCCAGAAUUAUGUGAACAGUGUGUGUGGGUGGAAGUGAUCAUGCUCAAAAGGGACAUAAAGCCAGAAAGUGACAGGCCACGGAAAGUCCGGUUUCGGAUCGCGUCAUCUCACAGCGGGCGGGUGCUGAAGGAGGUGUAUGAAGACGGGCAGCCUUCGGGCUCUCUGGAUUCCGAAUGUGCCAGCAUCUGCGGGAUAGAUGGACGGAGUGAGUCCGAUGGACAGCAAAAUGGCCACAUGGGAUCGGAAAGCGAUGAGUGCGAAGACGACCAGGAUAACUUGCUGGCGUUAGCAAGGGCUGCCAGCGAGAAGGGUUUUGGAACAAGAAGAGUCAACAUUUUAAGCAAAAAUGGCACAGUCAGAGGCGUCAAAUACAAAGUGAGUGCUGGACAAGCUCUAUUUAACAAUUUGGCCAAAGUACUGCAGCAACCAUCAACUGACCUAGAAUUUGACCGCGUAGUGAUUUAUACCACUUGCCUUCGUGUGGUACGGACAACCUUUGAAAGAUGUGAACUGGUUAGAAAGAUCUUCCAAAACCAUCGAGUAAAAUUUGAAGAGAAAAACAUAGCUCUGAAUGGUGACUAUGGAAAAGAGUUAGAUGAGCGAUGCCGACGUGUUUCAGAAGCCCCUUCCCUCCCUGUCGUAUUCAUCGAUGGCCAUUAUCUUGGGGGUGCUGAGAAAAUUUUGUCAAUGAAUGAAUCAGGAGAACUGCAAGACCUCUUAACCAAAAUUGAGAGAGUACAGCAUCCACAUGAGUGCCCCUCCUGUGGAGGCUUUGGCUUUCUUCCGUGCUCCGUCUGCCACGGGAGCAAGAUGUCAGUGUUUCGAAACUGCUUUACAGACUCUUUCAAAGCUCUGAAGUGUACUGUCUGCAACGAGAAUGGUCUUCAGCGCUGUAAGAGCUGUGUCGGUUAGGUGGACCUCCCACCGGGGGAGCACCUUGAUUUAUUCACCAAAGUCAGUUGUAUGGUUUAUACUUUUUUUUUUUUAAAGGUCAUGUUUAUGGACUAAUUAAUAAACUUUGUUCAUUGUAAUUGCCUUUGUUUUGAAUUUUUGCCGUGGCCAUUUUCAUCGAUUUAUUAAAUAAAGGUUUGUUUCCCUAUGAUGUGCCAUGCCCUGGGUUAGACUUUGGUUUCUGCUUGGAAUUAAUGGAGUACCCAGGAGUAUCCCAGGAUAUCCAAACUCUGAUUUGCUAAAUGUGUUUGAUUUUUCUGAAGAGAAGACAGAAUAUAUCUAACAGUGCCUAUGGCCAUGUCACCCUUUUGUCUAAAAUGAGUUAAUCCAACUCCCGAGAUGUAUAACGCACUUCUGUGUGUCUCAGCUACAGAGAGGAAGAUGGCUCUGGAGAAUGGAAAAGAAUAUAAUCAUAUUUAUACUUAGUAGAAUUUUUUAAAGCUGUAAAGCUGUCUUGGAGCUGAUGACAUUAAUGAUAGAUCAUUAACAUUAUUGGGUGGAUUUCUUGGUGAUGAUUUAAAAGCUUCCAGAAGACUUAUCUGGACUUAGUUUUUUAAAUAUUUGCUUUGUGCUACUAUCACUGAAAGCUUUCCAAAAAGGUGCUAUUGUACUUCCGAGCUGGACAUAGUUUGAACACAUAGGCAACAUUAGCAAAGUGGACAAAAAGAAAUUUUGUGUAAUUAUUGGUCGAUGCCUACCUGUACAUGUGUCUGUAUCCUGAUGGAUUCCCUUAUGAAUAACUUUAA
Mustela erminea (ermine) is the source of this 1934-nucleotide messenger RNA. RefSeq names its product glutaredoxin and cysteine rich domain containing 1 (gene GRXCR1). The coding region runs from base 277 to 1149 and encodes 290 amino acids. The transcript has 5 exons. Gene Ontology annotation, biological process: sensory perception of sound; inner ear receptor cell stereocilium organization. The record is from RefSeq and is a predicted model, not a curated record. NCBI's taxonomy places the organism in Eukaryota, Metazoa, Chordata, Mammalia, Carnivora, Mustelidae. Gene Ontology annotation, cellular component: stereocilium; kinocilium.